Theobroma cacao (cacao) is the source of this 4166-nucleotide messenger RNA. RefSeq names its product P-loop containing nucleoside triphosphate hydrolases superfamily protein. Gene Ontology annotation, biological process: DNA repair; mitotic DNA replication checkpoint signaling; DNA damage checkpoint signaling. The record is from RefSeq and is a predicted model, not a curated record. Gene Ontology annotation, molecular function: chromatin binding; DNA clamp loader activity. Lineage: Eukaryota; Viridiplantae; Streptophyta; Magnoliopsida; Malvales; Malvaceae.
AAAGCGCGGGAACGGAAUCCUUGUUCCCUCCAACUCUCUCUCCUCGGAGGUUAGUCAGGUUGUAAGAUCCAAAAGCAGAAAAAGGGGAAAAAAAAAAGGGCCCAAAUCUUAAACCACUCAAAAACCCUAAAUUCCUAAAUUAGGAUUGGAUAAACUUUAAUUCUAUGGACGAAUCAGCCGAGAAGAAAGAACAGGAAUUGGUGAUGGUCAGCGGCACCAACCAGCGGGAACGGCGGAGCGUCCGCCGGAGAUUGGUCCAGUCAACCUUGUUCCCGCACAAAUCUCCAGAAAUUGAACUGAAGGUUGACCAGAAGGCUAACGAAGGGAAGGACGACCAUAACGACGGCGAAGAUGAAGAGUUCUGCGGUAGUCAAGGCAAAAGGAAGAUAAGAAAACGUAAACAAAAUGUAACUCCUCAGAAGCGAGCUUCUAGAAAGGCAAAGGGGAAAUCGCCACUUAACACUACACCGAAGAAGAACGGGAUGAGUAAUUUGAUGGAGAGUGAAGAUGGCUCACCGCCGCCAAUCCCUAAUUUGAGGUUGGAGGCAAAAUUGACAGCUGAGGAAAAUUUACGGAUGUUUGCUGGAAGGCAAAUUCAUCCAUUUUUUGCAUCAUGUAAAGCGGGAAAGAGGAGCCAGGAGACAGCUGGAGUAGGGAGUAAUGGUUGCUUGAUUGACAGAAGUAACAAAUGCAUUAAUAUUGGUCCUAUUCAUGUAUUUGACAGAACUGAGGAUGAUGUAGUUCUUGAUUGGAAAGAUUGGACAUUUUUUGAGAAAACCUCUGUUGAAGUUGGUUGCACUCUUGAAGGCCUAUUCACAUCAGUUUUUAAAAGUUGUGCGGGGGCAUUAUGUCUUGAAAACUUUCCUGGUGCUUUACAUUCCUCUGAUACAUCAGUUGUUCAAAACAAGUUGUCAGAUCAAUGCAUUAUUCACGACAAUGACUUACUUGGAACAUCACUUGCAAUGCCUGCUGUCCUUGUAGAUGAGCAAUUGGAAAGCUAUCAGCUGUUUAAGAGCUCAGAAGGGGAAUGCCAAGUAGAUGAAAUUGCUGCCCUUUCUAAGCAGACUGAUAAUGUGGAAAAUUCAGAGCUUGAACAGCAAAGUAAUCUUCUUCAAGAAAGAUUUUUGCCAUGUUAUCAUGGUUGCAUUGUCCGUCCUGAUGAUAGCUUAUGGACAGAUAAGUACCAGCCAAAAAAGGCCACAGAGGUGUGUGGUAAUACUGAAUCAGUAAAGUUUAUAAGUGAAUGGUUACGUCUUUGGCAUGAGAGAAGUUUUCAAGCCAUCAAAGCCUCCAAUAACAAUGAUGAAGGCAACAUACAAGAAGAUGAUGACAAUUGUUGCGAAAGUGAUUUUGAUUCAGAAAACAAAGAUGGAGAGGAUAGACUGAAGAAUGUUCUCUUGGUUACAGGACCAAUUGGGAGUGGGAAGUCUGCAGCUAUUCAUGCUUGUGCAAAGGAACACGGAUUUAAAGUUCUGGAGUCCAAUGCAUCAGAUUGUCGAAAUGGAGCUGUUGUAAAGCAAAAAUUUGGAGAGGCUUUAGAGUCACGCUGCUUCACAGGGUCAAUAGAAAAUCCUGUAGGUUCACUUAGCAAGGAAGUGAUGAAAUCUUCAGCACCUUUAUCUAAUGGUGAAGCAGCACAAGAAUUUGAUGAUGAGGUAAUAGAAUUGAUACCAACAUCAGAUGAGGAAGAAUCAUUUGGUGCCCAUAGAGCAUCUAGACAACGUGUUUGUAAUGAAAGUGAGGCUGGCUUUGCUCAAGCUAAAGUUAAACCUUUAAUUCUCUUUGAGGAUGUGGAUAUCAGUUUUCCUGAAGAUCAUGGUUUUGUUGCGGCUAUACAGAAAAUUGCUGAAAAAGCAAAAGGGCCUGUGAUACUGACUAGUAAUAGUAACAAUCUUGUUCUGCCAGACAAAUUGAGUAGGCUAGAGUUAUGUUUUACAAUGCCAUCAACAAAAGAGCUGCUUCACCAUCUUCAUAUGGUCUGUGCAGCAGAGAAAGCCACCAUUCAACCAUAUUUACUGGAGCAAUUAAUUAAAUGUUGUCAGGGAGAUAUCCGGAAAACUAUCAUGCAUCUCCAGUUUUGGUGCCAGAGCAAAAAAUAUCGAAAAGAUAGGAAAUUGCAGAAGACUUACGGCUUGCUGCUGUUUGAUAUAGAGGUGGGUCAUUUGGUACUACCAACAUUAAUUCCCUGGGAUUUCCCAUCUCUGUUAUCGGAGUUAGUUGAGAAGGAAAUUGCUAAGACAUUGUCCAUGAUGGAAGAAAAUUCAACUUUAAUGGACGUUAUGGAGGAAGAACUUGAAAAUAGCAUGCCAAAUAGAUCAGAGAUGCAUAAUAAUGAGAUAGACAAUAUAGAGGCAAAGAAAGAAGUGAUGUUAAGCAGGAAUCUCUCUAUUGAAGAUUGUGGAUUCAUAAACCCUUCUUAUACUGCACAUGAGUUUUACAAUUCUUCAGGCACCCCAGUUUCUUUCUCUCGGAGAACACGCAGGAGGAAACUUGAUGUUGUGAUGUCUUCUGAUUCUGAAGAUGAGCACUUUAAUAAACAACCUUCUUUAGUCUCAGACAAGAAUGUAAACCGUGAAUUAUUCAUCGAAGAUUGUGGACUCCUUUCUCAUUGUCCAAACAUGCAAAAGUGCAUAAGCCCAUUAAUAGAUGAGCUACUUUGUUCUGAAGCAGAGAAACAUGAGGAGAGAGGUUUCCAAUGUUCAGAAACAGCAAUUAAUUUACCAACGGAAACUUGCAAAUCUGUGGAUGUAUCAUAUGUUCCUGAGUCAUCCUUUGUUCCUGAGACUGAAAUUGUCAAUGGGAUGGAGCUGUCUUCGAGAACUGUGUUUCCCGAAACAACUGAAGUCUCAGUGAGUUGUGAGUUCACAGAGAACCUGUUGCCAGUUGAAGCUAAUGACCCUGGUAAAUCUAUACAUAAUUUAGUUAAAGCUUCAGAUAUAUUAGAUAGUACAUGUAAUAUUAUUGCACAAGGAUCUCAUGAAAUGGUAGUGGAGAAUUCUGAAAAUGAGUAUGAUGAAGAUGUAUCAAGAGGGCAUGCAGUGAUGGAUGAAUGCAGUCGCAUGGAUUUCAACAAAAGAUCCUUUUCCAGGGAGAAACUUAAGAACCAGCUGGCCACUGAUUUAGUACAAAAAUCAUGGAAAAACCUUCGUGACAAUCGUGCUGAUCUAAGCCAUUAUGUUGACUCAGAGACAAAAGAUGCUCUUAAAAUUUUAAAACUUAGUUCCAGAAUAAGUGAUCUAAUUUCUCAAGCUGACCAAUUGCUUUCCAAGUGCCAGAUGCUCGAUCUCUUGGACCCGUUAAUGAUCCCUUCUGAGAAUUUAGAUGCAUUCAGCUGGUGUGACGAGCAGCUGCAGAUGGUUAACACAGUUUCACAACAUGGAUUUUGCUUGUAUGCUAAAAAUAUUGAUGCUAUAGGAUCAAAAAUGGGUCUUCAGCUUAGGGUGGAUUUGAGCCAGGAGAUUCUGGUCUCCUCAACUAGUACAAUGGCACUAGGUAGUUGGCUUGGACAGGGUGGUAGAGCAAGCAGGACGUCAGUUGAUGGAAAGGGUUUGGACAUGAGCCCAUCAAAAUGUGAGCUGUCAAUGAAAAGGGAUGUGAAGUCAUGUCUUUCCAACAUCAUUGGGUCCAUAGUCCCUUCAAGAUCACACUUGGCACUGAAGGGUGCUGCGUUUCAUGAAUAUAUUUCUUCAUUGCGAUGCAUUUCAAGAUCAGAAGCUUCCCGCUUAUCAGUAGGCAUGAACUGGACAAAAAGACGAAGGGCACGAGGUUCUUGGCAUUACUUGAGUACUGGUGCACUAAUGUUAUCUCCUGAAGAUAUUUCGUUGUUGGAUCAAUAUAACUUUUAUGGAAAGUUGUCAUCCAAGAGCUGAUGGUAGUUGCAGAAUAUCAUGAUUGAAGAAAACUAACAAAAUAAACAAGUGUUGGAUGGUAGUAUUUGUAGGAAAAGGAAUGUGUGGAACAGCUGCCCUUUUUGGUCCAACCUUUAAGUCUUGCUAACACGCCUCAAUAUGUGAAAGGUAGAGUAUAUAUCUUAAUCCUGGAUGUGAUUCCAUCCAUUCUCACCAUUGUAAAGCGUAUAGUCAUAACAGUUCUGUACUGGUAUAUUGAUAAUAAUAAGCAACAUUGAGCUAUACUUAAAUAAGAUACAUAAUGCAAUUUUUUGCUUA